This is a messenger RNA of Canariomyces notabilis, 3134 nucleotides long. RefSeq lists its product as uncharacterized. Bases 1 to 2796 code for a protein of 931 amino acids. The transcript is spliced from 3 exons. NCBI's taxonomy places the organism in Eukaryota, Fungi, Ascomycota, Sordariomycetes, Sordariales, Chaetomiaceae. The record is from RefSeq and is a predicted model, not a curated record.
AUGAACGGUGUUGCGACUAGGAGAGGGGGUUCAGCAGGAGCAGCAGUAGGACGAGGAGAUGGCUUUCCCACGCCAGAGAGGCCGCUGUUUGCAGCCGGGCAGCCGCCCCUUGGGACACCGACAGGGAAGGCGCUGGUGGAGGGCUAUCGGAAAGACAUACUGAGCGGUUUCGAGAAGGACAAGCCACGAUAUAAUCCCCUGAACGCAAACCACCCCCAAAGCUCUGCCCUCGUGGAUCUCAGGGAUCCCAUCCAGGUGCACCUGCUGACAGAAACCGCCCUUUUCGAUAGCAAAACCUUCGAAAUACUGUCACAAGAGGAGGUGGAUGAUCUCAAGAAGCAAGUGCAAUCCCUGACGAUGCGCAUCGAGCAGGCGCGAGCGAACUUGGCGAUACAGUCCAAGUACCGCGACGCAGCAGUAUCAAUGGCCAGACUGUACUCGCCCUCCAAGGCGGAGGGCAAGAGGAGGAGCUUGCUUGGCAACCGAAUGAGCGACUCCGCUAAGGAAGCCGAGAUGGAGAAGGCAGCCAGCGAACGCCGGUGCGAGGAGCUUGCAAUGGAGCUGUUCUCGCUUGAGAAGCGCCUCAUGGAACCUCAGAGACGACUUCUGCAACACACGGCCGGCAUCUUGCAGAUGACACACCACGUCUCUUCAAAGAAAUCGGGACAACCCCCGGUUACACCGAUGAUGAACGGUAUUCCCAGCAGCCCGGAGAGCCUCUACACGUACACAAACACCCGCAAUAGUAUGGAGAUCCCCAGCGAGGAACUUGACUAUGGCAAAGAUGCCUACAUGCCCUAUGACCAGACGGAUCGUGCCGCAGGCCGUCAGCGUAAGAACACAAUUGAGAUUCCCAUGAAAUCGCCGAUUCGAGAGCAGAAUGCUCAGCUUCGAGAGCUCCGUGAAGAGCUGGCGCGAAUCAAGGAGGAGAACGAGCGCAUAUUGGAGGAGAAUAUACAGCUGAAAACGGCGGAGCAGCAGCUCAAGGAAGAUAUUGUGAGGGCUUCCGAGGAGAAGUCGAGGAUCAAGGAUGCUGAGUCGCGCCUCAUGGCGAUCGAGCAGCAGAUGACUGCCGAGACUGAGGGCCUCCGAACACAGAGUGCAGAGCAACUCAGAACUAUCUCCGAUACCGAGGCACGACUAGAGAGUUUCAACCACAAGCUGCGCAAUGUGAUUGCGGCAUUCAACCCAGCCAAAAAUGCCGAUCUUAGCGGUCCAAGAACUGCCUCUGGCUCUGGCGAGUCGCUCGCUAGCCAGCUGGAAUACAUGGCAAGCGGCCUUGCCGCUGCCGAGGACGCCGCUACGCGAGCUGCAACGAUUGCAUCGUCCCUUGGCCAAGUCGAGGUUCUGACCCGGCAAGUGCAGCUCGCACUCGAGCAGUCGGGCGUCGCCCAACCGCCACCCUCAGAAGGCACGCUUGAUGAGCAGCUCGGCUACAUUGAAGGCGCCAUCACAACCCUUAUUGAGGUUUCAUCUUCUGUCUCGACUAAGAAGCAAGAUAUUGAGCAGGUUGACGCCGUCCUCAUGGGCCUGUGGGAGAUCAUUCAGACGGGCGAGGCCGAGAUCGAACAGCAGCGAGCAGCGCGGCGGCAGAACCGCGCCUUGGGCGGGGCCGCUAGCGGCGACGACGAUGACGAUCUCUCCAGCAACGAGCUGGACAGCUACACGAAAGAGCCUUACUCGCUUCAAGCCUUUUCCACUAAAGUCCAGUGGCUCUACGCGCAAGCCACCAGUUUGCGCGAGCAGAAAACUAUCCUCCAACGCCAGAUCAAGCAACAGCGCGAGCUCAACAACCGCAGUGAAUCCGAGAAAGACCGCGAGCUCCAGGCCAAAGAAGAGGAGCUCCAGCGCACACAUCUCCUCCUCGACGACAGCGAACGCGCAGCGCGUGAGGCCCAGGCCCAGCUCGAGCGCGUCCUCGGCGACUUGGACACGUUGCAAAAGACCACGGCUGCGAACGAGACGGCAUCGGCCUCUUCCGCCAAGGCCGCCCAGGACCAACUCCGCGAACGCGCCGCCCGCAUCGCCGCGCUCGAGGCAGACUCCGCCGAGGUCCAGACCCGUCUGGCGGACGUGGAGGCUCAGCUGGCGGAGGCCGCCUCCGCGCAAGCGGCGGCGGACGCCGAGAUUGCCGCGCUGCAGUCGCGCCUGGCCGCAGCUGAAGAGGAGGCCGCGAAGCUCCGCGACGAGGAGCUCAAGGCCAAGGACGAUGAGAUCGACCGCAUGAACAUGAUGGUCAUUGAGCUCAAGACGGAGCUGACAUUUGCCAAAGCCGAGCUGGACGGCGCAUACGGCUCGCGUAAGGAGAGGGCGGCUGAGGCGGCCGCCUUGUCCAAGGCCGGCGAGACGGAGGAGCUCAACGCCCAGAUUGCGCGGCUGAAGAGCGAGUUGGAGGGCGCGCUCAAAGACCUCGAGGAUAUCACCAAGGAGAGCAUCGCGGCCGAGAAGGACAGGGUCGCGCUCGAGGGCAGGCUGGAUGACUUGCUCAGCGAGAAAGCGGAUUUGGAGGGCGAGGUUGCGUCGCUCAGGGACAGGUUCGAGAAGGAGGUGGGCAGGUUACGAGAGGAGCUGGAUAAGGAACGGUUGAGGGCCCCUGCCGCCGGUGGUCCCGGGGGCAGGGCCGGCGCGAAUAUGCUUAGUGAGCAGUUCCGUGCCACGAUGAAGGAGGAGAGGAAGAAGUUCCAGGAGGAGAUGAGGGAGGAGCAAGCUAAACGGCGCAAGCUGGAGGAAGAGUUGCGCGCUUUGAAGAGGGGCCAGGCCGGGCUGUCGACUCGCAGUGCGUUGAGUCCCAGGUGACGAUGGACCCGGUCUGCCUUUUCUGUGGUAUAUUUUGGAUAAUGACUCGUGAGUCGGCAAGUUGGAUAUUUUUGCUUCUUCAUAUUUGUCCUACCUCUUCUGUUGAAUACCUUGUUUGAAAGGAGUUUGGCCUCGGAUUUCUGUUCCCACGGGAAGCUUGGUUGGCAUUGGAGUUGAUGGUCUGGUUCUGCAUACCCUGGCCUCCCUCGUUUAAUCGGCGACUUGCUUGAUAUAUCGCCUACGCAUUUGGGAGGACCAAACUAGAUAGAUGGAUACCUCAUUGCAUUCACAUAUAGUUGGUAUACAGUUUGGGCUAAUGAAAGAUCCUUAACUGAGAG